Rattus norvegicus (Norway rat) is the source of this 2749-nucleotide messenger RNA. It is a transcript of the gene Odad4, whose product is annotated as outer dynein arm docking complex subunit 4. Gene Ontology annotation, cellular component: outer dynein arm docking complex; 9+0 motile cilium; extracellular region. The record is from RefSeq and is a predicted model, not a curated record. Lineage: Eukaryota; Metazoa; Chordata; Mammalia; Rodentia; Muridae. Gene Ontology annotation, biological process: protein localization to motile cilium; outer dynein arm assembly; epithelial cilium movement involved in determination of left/right asymmetry.
GACAGAUCGUCUCAGAAUGCAGUCAACCCAGACCUAUAGAGAGGUUCGAUAGCGUCCUCACCCGAGCGAGAACACGGGAGGAGGUCAGGCAAUGCGCUUUUGCUCAUAUCUGAACCCAAGAAAUGCACUCUCAGGGUCCCCACUUUUAGUACGUGGGCUCCUUUGUCAACCUCUACGUCACUGUGAUGGAACACCUUGUAAGAAGGAAAGAGGCCCCGUCUGAUAUAGUGGCCCAUACCUUUCAUCCCACCAGAGACAGAGGCAGAAAGGCAGGUGGGUCUCUGGGAGCUUGAGGCCAGCCUGGUCAAGGUAAGUAAGUUCCAAGACAGCCAGAAAGCUAUUGUUUCAUGGCCCGCUGGUGAGGCAGAACAUUGUAGCGGGGCACACCCAGUAGACUAGAGGUGGCCUGGAAGUAACACAAAGAGGAAGGGGCAGAGAUUCCAAUACCCCAAAGGCAUGCCCUAGACAUUGUAAUUUCCUGACAAUCGGUUCCUCUUCCCAAAGAUUCUUCCACAAUAUCCCAGUAGUACACUGGCUAGGACCCAAGCCUUAACACAUGAGGCCAUUAAGGGAAGGACAUUCAAGAGGCAAAUCACAACCAUCGCUGCAGUCUGUACAUUGUAAAAGAACCUGACGUACAGGUGGUAGGACCUGAGCAUGUCGGUACUACAUGUUCUGAAACCUCAUCUGGCCCAUCCCUCCUUUCACAGACAAGGAAAGAGAAUUCACUGAAUGUCCCAGGUGACAAGCAAGUCAGCGGUGGCGUCACCGAUAGAAUCCAGUCCAACACACUCCCCGUCACACUGUGCUAACAGAACACUUAGGCCUCCCACUAACCUGGCAUGGGGAUAUUGCUCUGAACUGAUAAGCCAGAGCAGGGGACCCCCCUGGAAACAAAUACCCUCUCUCCAGAGCUGGUUUCCUAAGGUGGACUGCAGGGUUCUCUUUACACAACUUUACUGCUGGCACAUCUCCUUGGUAACAAGCCUGAAGGCUUCCUGCUCUCUAGAGGGCCUGCCAUGGAGGGCAGGAGCGGCCUGAGCAUUAUCCCAAGUGGCCUUGCAUCAUAGCAAUUGGCCCUAAGCUCUGGCCACAGAGUAGCCAGGAUGAAGGCACACCCUUACAGCUCCCAGCAUGCACCAGCUUACCUGGCACUUGGAUGCUUGAUGAGGACUGGCAGCGUGGACCAGAGUUUACACUCAGACUCUUCUUUCCAACUCACCCCAUUCCCUAAGGACACAGCUUAAAAGGAAGGACCCUUGAUUACAGACUUCUCAGAAAGAUCUCAUCAAAGGCACCAUCAAGAGUGGCCUGACUGUGGAGGAACUCAUCAUGACUGGAAUCAACUACCUGGACACCCGCAGCAAUUUCUGGAGGCAGCAGAAACCCAUCUACGCCAGGGAGAGAGACCGGAAGCUGAUGCAAGAGAAAUGGCUGCGGGACCGGAAACGCAGCCCCUCGCAGACAGCCCACUAUAUCCUCAAGAGCCUAGAGGACAUUGACAUGUUGUUGACCAGUGGCAGUGCUGAAGGGAGCCUACAAAAAGCUGAGAAAGUACUUAAGAAGGUCCUGGAAUGGAACCAAGACGAGGUACCCAACAAGGAUGAACUGGUCGGGAACUUGUACAGCUGCAUAGGCAACGCCCAGAUCGAGCUGGGGCAGAUGGUGGCUGCCCUGCAGAGCCACAGAAAGGACCUGGAGAUCGCCAAGGAACAUGACCUCCCAGAUGCAAAAUCGAGAGCCCUUGACAAUAUUGGCAGAGUUUUUGCCAGAGUUGGGAAAUUCCAGCAAGCCAUUGACACGUGGGAGGAGAAGAUCCCUCUAGCCAAAACCACCCUGGAGAAGACCUGGCUCUUCCAUGAGAUUGGCCGCUGCUACUUGGAGCUGGACCAGGCGUGGCAGGCCCAGAGUUACGGUGAAAAGUCUCAGCAGUAUGCUGAGGAGGAAGGGGACCUCGAGUGGCAGCUGAACGCCAGUGUUCUGGUGGCACAGGCCCAAGUGAAGCUGAGGGACUUCGAGUCAGCUGUGAAUAACUUUGAGAAGGCCCUGGAGAGAGCCAAGCUGGUCCACAACAAUGAGGCACAGCAGGCUAUCAUCAGUGCCUUAGACGACGCCAACAAGGGCAUCAUUGAAGAACUUAAGAAAACGAACUACAGGGAGAUACUCAGGGAAAAGGCAGAGAGACAGGACAUCAGUUCACAGAUGGAGUUUUCGGGAGCAUCGGAGAAGGAAACGAGACGAGGUCGAGAAGAGCAGGAGAGGGUGGUGAAGCAGUGGGAGAGGGAACUGGAGAGUGAGAGAGAGGCCACGGAAGAUGAAGAGGGGUCGAAGCAGAGGCUGCUGAGGGUGGAGGAGCAAGACGGAAGCAGCUCAGGACUCACGAGCAGCAAAAUGAUGUUGGGAGACACCCCUUCGACAAGCCAAAUGAUGAGAAGAGAGUCCAGGGAAAUCUACCGAAGGAUCUCAGAGGACUCCACCCAACCAACCCUAGAUGAUAUCAGCCAAAACCAGGAGAAGCCAUCAGAAACAGCCAUGGAGGAGAGGCUGGAGAAAACAGAAGAGGACGAAUCGAAAUCGGAAACUAUUUAACAACUGAGGAAAGGCUGAGGGCUGGCUUAGUGAGCUCGAGGUUCAGGCGGCCAGUGUUCCCAGGUGAGACGUCUGGAUAGGACGAGCUGGGAGACUGACUCCUACAUACCAUACCCCAUGUGCCCCUGCUCCCCCAUUAAAUAUGCGUCUUUCAUUUUUA